Rosa chinensis is the source of this 1855-nucleotide messenger RNA. Its product is annotated as probable polyamine transporter At1g31830. The transcript has 2 exons. NCBI's taxonomy places the organism in Eukaryota, Viridiplantae, Streptophyta, Magnoliopsida, Rosales, Rosaceae. Gene Ontology annotation, cellular component: membrane. Gene Ontology annotation, biological process: transmembrane transport. The record is from RefSeq and is a predicted model, not a curated record. The coding region runs from base 294 to 1730 and encodes 478 amino acids. Gene Ontology annotation, molecular function: transmembrane transporter activity.
AUCUUCUUAAAAAAAAAAAACCGUUUUUCUUUGCCAAAACGUUUCUAAAAGAACUCUCAACGACUCAAAAUCGCACAGAGGAGCUUUUAUCGAAAAGAACAGACCUUUCUUAUCUGACGUUUGUCCUUUCAGUUCGUGUCGGCGAUGCAACACUCUCACUCGGAAGAAGCAGACUCGUGCGUGGCCACUGAAAAAUACGCGUGCUGGUCGAUCCGAGACGCUCACUUUCUUAACACCAUGACACAUCCCUAGCAUCGUAACUCUUGGUUUCGUCUCUUCUCCACCCACUUUUCAUGAAACAUAGAACCUCACCUGCAAGAGAAAGUAGUGCGAAAAUGUUGGACAACAAUAUUGGCGGGUAUGUUGGUAUGGGGGAAGGAUCCUCUCACAACUUACACAAGUACAAUAAGGUUUCAAUUGUACCUCUUGUAUUCUUGAUCUUCUAUGAGGUCUCUGGGGGGCCAUUUGGCGUCGAAGACAGUGUCCAGGCAGCCGGUCCCCUGUUAGCCCUUCUCGGUUUUCUGGUUUUUGCAAUCAUAUGGAGUGUUCCGGAGGCCUUGAUAACUGCAGAAAUGGGCACUAUGUUCCCUGAAAAUGGGGGAUAUGUUGUUUGGGUUUCAUCGGCUUUGGGUCCAUUUUGGGGAUUUCAGCAAGGUUGGGUGAAAUGGCUUAGUGGGGUGAUUGAUAAUGCUCUGUACCCUGUUCUAUUUCUGGACUAUCUGAAGUCAGCAAUUCCAGCUUUAGAAAGUGGUUUGCCAAGGACAGUUGCAGUGUUGGCUUUGACUGCAAUUCUCACUUAUCUGAACUAUAGGGGUUUAACCAUAGUGGGCUGGGUAGCUAUUUUACUAGGGGUGUUUUCACUUCUUCCUUUUAUAGUCAUGGGGCUGAUAGCAAUUCCCAAGAUAGAGCCUUCGAGGUGGCUUAUCGUAGAUGUGGGCACUGUUAAUUGGAGUUUGUACUUGAACACGCUUUUCUGGAAUCUUAAUUACUGGGAUUCAAUCAGUACUCUUUCAGGGGAAGUGGAAAACCCUAGUAAAACUCUUCCAAAAGCUCUGUUUUAUGCUCUAAUCAUGGUUGUUCUCGGAUACAUUUUCCCUCUUCUGACUGGUACUGGAGCUAUUCCAGUUGAUCGUGAAGUGUGGUCCGAUGGCUAUUUUGCUGAUAUUGCUAAAAUGCUGGGAGGCACAUGGUUAAGAACCUGGGUUCUAGCGGCAGCUGCUUUGUCAAACAUGGGUAUGUUUGUGGCUGAAAUGAGCAGCGAUUCAUUUCAACUUCUGGGUAUGGCAGAAAUCGGGAUGCUUCCUGCAUUCUUUGCCAAACGAUCUCGUUAUGGUACCCCACUUACGGGAAUCUUGUUCUCUGCUUCCGGUGUAAUUCUGCUCUCGUGGUUGAGUUUCCAAGAGAUUGUAGCGGCAGAGAACUACUUGUACUGUUUUGGGAUGAUUAUGGAAUUCAUAGCAUUCGUGAAGUUAAGAAUUCAGCACCCAAAUCUACCACGGCCUUACAAGAUACCUUUUGGGACUAUUGGAGCUAUUUUGAUGUGUAUUCCUCCCACAGUGUUGAUUUUUGUAGUUAUAGCUCUUGCUUCUCUCAAGAUCAUGGCUAUAAGCGUUGCUGCUGUGAUAGUCGGGUUUGUUUUGCAGCCUUGUGUUGAGUACAUUAAAAAGAAGAGAUGGUAUGAUUUCUCCAGGAAUUCUGACCUUCCAGAUUUCCAAUAUGCAUCAGUGUAAUGAACCAUGGUCUCAUUAAAGCUAGUUGUCAAUCGGUGUUUAAAUUGUUGGUUGUUUAUGACUGUUAAAAGUUACUGGUUGUCUUCUGACUUCUGAGAUUUCCUUUGCGAUAUGAUUUAUGAAAU